Messenger RNA from Linum tenue, 1185 nucleotides. Lineage: Eukaryota; Viridiplantae; Streptophyta; Magnoliopsida; Malpighiales; Linaceae. The record is from the annotation of a GenBank genome assembly.
UCCGAAUGCGGCAGUAAGUAUCGCGGAUAAUAUGCUUUUCUUCUCACGGUUGCUGUAGUGUGGCUAUAUACUACCAACUAGAGACGAAAAUGGACCAUUAAUAUGCUUUUCCCUCUCGCACCUUGAAGAUCAAGAAGCACCAAAUCCUCUCUUCACUUCCAAUCCCCCAAACAAAGACAACCAGAAAUACCGCCACGCCACCGGCGAGUCGAAACCCUUGGGUUCGGCUACAAUGGCGGAAGCAAGAGUUCAAAGCGUGCCGCCGUUUGUCAAGUGGUGCAGCGACUUUUCAAGGUUGUUCCAGUACUAUCUCGACAGAUCGGUGCCUCAGCCGACGCUGAGGUGGCUCGGAACGCUUGCGGUGGCCCUGUUGUACGCCUUGCGGAUUUACUACGUCCAGGGGUUCUAUGUCGUCUCGUACGGGCUCGGGAUCUACGUUCUUAAUCUGUUGAUUCAAUUCCUUUCCCCGAAGGUCGAUCCGGAGCUUGAAUCUCUUGAUGGAGCUUCUUUGCCGACCAAGACUUCCGAUGAGUUCAGGCCGUUUGUUCGCAGGCUUCCUGAGUUCAAGUUCUGGGUACACCUUCACCAAGGCAUUUCUUGUUGCUUCAUUCAUGACCCUUUUCCCUGUGUUCGACGUACCCGUUUUCUGGCCGAUACUAGUGCUGUACUGGAUUGUUCUCUUUGUUCUCACAAUGAGAAAACAAAUCAUGCAUAUGAUCAAGUAUAAGUAUGUCCCAUUCGACUUGGGAAAGAAGAAGUAUACUGGGAACAAGCGUCCUGAAAGUAGUAGCAAGUCACGAGACUGACUAAAGCUACAGGAUGGUGGUAGGAGCUCGGAUAUCAUCAGAGAUUUACACAACUGAGAGAAACGGGGAUUUUUUUUUUUGGGUACUUGCUGUAAGUUUGUGGUGUUCUGCAUGUUGGAAGCUGUUAUUGACUGCAACAUCUACCACUUUCCCCUCCUCUAUUUCGUAACAAGAAAAUGAUCAACUGUAGAAUGGUUCAUGCGAUAUGUGCGUAGCUCAGAUUGAAUACCUGCUGGAUCCUUCAUUUUGUAUUAUCCUUGAACCCUCUUGAUAAGUAAAUACAAUGUUUCUCAUUGUUUUGUUUUUUCCCCGGGCAGAGAAUUGCUAAUUUUUAUUUAGAUGCGUUGGUAGCUUCAAUCUGGAGUAGUUGAAUAUAAAC